GGUUUAUUUCCUAAUGUGUUGUGCAUUAUACAUUUUUGCAAUAGUGUGUACCUCCCGCUUUACCCUCACUCUUGUAUCUCACAUCGUAUGAGCAGAUGCUUCAUCAGUAUUGCGCUGUGCAGAAAUACUACGUUUAAAGAUUUCAGUUAAUAAAAUGUUUAAACGUAAAUAUAAACAAUAUUUGGACGACAGUACAGAGACAAUUCCACGAGUCACAAAAUAUAGAAGAAAACUGGAGUAAUGUAAACAACUUUCUUCUAAUGAGUAUCAUGAAUUGGAAACAACUAAAAAUGACAUUUGUCAAGAAGCAGAACAUAUUACGGAAAAUAAUGUACCUCAUUGUAGUAUCUCAUCACAUAAUGAUGUUGAAAGGAUUUCAGAUCAGAUGCGAAUAGUUCUGUGAGCUGUUCUGUGACAUAUUCCAAUCAAGAUUAGACUUGGAACAUAGAACACCAAAAAUGCAAGAUAAUAUUGCAAUGAAUAACGAAUAGAGUAAUAAUAAUAACAAUGAGGAUGAAGAUGAUCAUUAUAUUAAUUUCUAUUUCCCUGAAUUAGCAACAAGUUCAGUAAAUGAAACAUUAAGUGAGACAGACAGCAGUAGCAUUAUUGAAAAUACUAUAUUAAGAAAUAACAAUGAAGAACCUUCAAAAACAUUGCAAAACUAUGACUGCUUUGGAGACUUUAAUGGCAAAUUUAUCGAUGAAUGUAAUUCAUUUCUCAAGGAAUGUCUGUAAUUGCACAACGAAAACGCGUGGAGAAGCGCUAUUCAUGUGUCUAGUAUUAUGCCGUCGUCAUUCUUUAACUAUGACUGCAACUAUUGAUAUUUUAAAAAUGAUUAAUUUAAUUUUUGAUAAAAAAUGUAUGCUUCCCGAUAGUAAGUAUAAAGUAUCGAAAUAUUGUGAAAUAGAGGAUACUUUUAAAUAUCAUUUAUAUUGCCCUGUUUGUUUAAAAUAUUUAAAAAUGCUAACUAGAAUAGAAGCUGGAAAAAAAAUAUUUGCACGUGUGGUUCAGAAAUUGAAGAAUCGAGUACUAAUGUUUUUAUUACUUUGAAUUUUCAUGCUCAAUUGAAAAGUUUGUUAGAGGAUACAAACGUUAAAGAAAGUCUAAAGAGCAAAUAUCGUGGAAGAAAUAAUGGUUCUCUACAAGAUAUCUGCGAUGGUGCAAUGUAUAAAAAAUUAUGUAAACGCAAUAAACCUUUGAAUAAUAUGUGGAAUUUUUCUUAUACUUUCAAUACAGAUGGUUGUCAAGCUGCUAAUUCUAGUAAAGUUAGUAUUUGGCCUAUUUAUGCUACAUUAAACGAAUUACCUUAUAAAAUGAGAUCAAAAUACAUGAUGUUACUUGGUAUAUGGGUCAAUAAACGUGAAUCAAAUAUGCAAAUAUUUUUACAACCCUUUGUAAAGGAAGCAAAUUUUUUAUCUACUUAUGGUUUACAGUGGCAAUAUGAUAAAAAUACUAUAAUUACAAGCCGUAUUAUAUCAAUAUGUUGUUGUGUAGAUUCAGUUGCUCGACCAGCCAUGUUGAAUAUGAAACAGUUUAAUGGUCAUUAUGGUUGCACAUUUUGUGAACAUCCAACCGAAUAUGUAGAGGGUUAUCGAAAGUAUCCAGUUUCAACAAAUAUUUUUCCUAAUAGAACUAAUGUAUCUAUAAAGCAAAAUAUGAUUACUGCACAUGCAACUUCGAUUCCCAUAAAAGGUGUGAAAGGACCUUCUCCAUUAAUGAGUUUAAAAUAUUUCGAUUUGGUUAAUGGAAUGGUUCCUGAUUACAUGCAUUCAGUAUUGUUAGGAGUUACUAAACAAUUAACGGAAAUGUACUUCUCUUACCCCGGGAAAAAAUUUUAUGUAGGACAGCCAAAUAUGUUUGAAACCAUUAAUAAUCGAUUGUUGCAUAUAAGACCACCAAAGAAUAUAACACGUCAACCGAGAAGUUUACAUGAACGGUCAUUAUGGAAAGCUUCUGAAUGGAGAUCAUGGCUGAUGUGGUAUUCUUUAGUAUGUUUAUAUGGUAUAUUACCAAAAAAAUAUGUAGCACAUCUUGCACAGUUAGUCUGUGCAAUUCAUACCUUUUUUACAAAAAUCCAUUUCAAUCGACAUGAUACGAAAAGCAAAUUUACUGCUAAAAAAAUUUGUUAUUUUAUUUCAACAGUAUUUUGGGAAACGUGCAAUGACGUACAAUGUCCAUCUCUUACUACAUCUUUCAAGCAGUGUAGAAAAUUGGGGACCGUUAUGGGCAAUAAAUACAUUUCCGUUUGAAAAUGAAAAUAGAUUAUUGGUGCAAAUGAAAAAAUCUCCUACACAUAUUGCAUUGCAAAUUUCACGCAGGUUCCUAUUGGAACAAUCUCUUAUAAAAUUGUCUAGAAAUGUUAAAAUUUGUAACGAAGUGCAAAAUUUUUGUAAUAAUACAUACAAAAGGAAAUUGAAAUUUAUUUCUAAUACGCAACGUUAUACUUUAAUUGGUUCCGGGGAAGAAUAUAUACUUAGCCCACAAGAAGCACAAUGUUUUCAAUAUAGAGUAGUAAAUUGUAAAUCAUAUACGAAAAUGAUAUAUAAUAACAUUCGUUUUACGACAGAACGUUAUACCAAAGCAAAAAAAAACAAACGAUUGUGUCGUUGAAAUUGAAAAUAAUUCUUUUGGUAUAAUUACCAAUAUUUGCAGCUAUAAGCAUAAUAAAGAAAUCAAAAUUAUAAUUUUCAUCAAAGAAAUAAUAUUAGAUCCUAAUCCUUUUAUUUUGACAAAUGAUGUUACGAUAACACAUAUACGAAAGUGCUUGAUUAAUAAAUGUCCUCUACGAGCUAUUAAUCCUCACUCUUUAUUAGGACAAUGUAUUUUGACAAACAUCGAUAAUAUGCACUAUAUAUGUACUAUUCCACAAGGUUGUUUCGGUGAUUAAA
Molecule: messenger RNA, 2888 nt
Organism: Harpegnathos saltator (Jerdon's jumping ant)
Lineage: Eukaryota; Metazoa; Arthropoda; Insecta; Hymenoptera; Formicidae
Exons: 4
Coding region: 1164-2249 (361 amino acids)
Source: RefSeq, a predicted model, not a curated record